GGGGGAGUCAAAAGCGGCUCUCUGGGUGGGGGAUGGGAAUAUCCGUGGCGCAAUCAUUGCGCGAGAUUAGGCCACAGUCGCUGGGCCCUAUGCCUAGAUCUCGCGAUAUUUCCACUGCUCCGGACUGAAGCUAAGAGCAGCUUCUCGCGAGAGCCCGUGCUGAGGGCUCUGUGAGGCCCCGUGUGUUUGUGUGUGUGUAUGUGUGUUGGUGAAUGUGAGUACAGGGAAGCCGCGGCCGCCAUUUCAGAGAGCUUGCAGACGCUGUCGCAGGGGUGGAUCCUCCGCUGCCGAAGCCGCCGUCCUGAACUCCCGCGCGGGCUCUUCUAAUCCCAUUGUUUCUUUUAGAUUCGCUUGGGCCUAUCCGCCCUCGGAGCCCGAAAUUCGGGCUGGGUGGUACUGCGGCCUGGGCCUAGCGGCUUAACAGUAGCAACAGCGGCGGCAGUAGCAACCCCCCUCUUUCCGAAUACGAGCACCGCAGGGGCCCCGAAAGCCCGCACAGGCGUUCAGAGAAAAUGGCAGACGAUAUUGAUAUUGAAGCAAUGCUUGAGGCUCCCUACAAGAAGGAUGAGAACAAGUUGAGCAGUGCCAACGGCCAUGAAGAACGUAGCAAAAAGAGGAAAAAAAGCAAGAGCAGAAGUCGUAGUCAUGAACGAAAAAGAAGCAAAAGUAAGGAACGGAAGCGAAGUAGAGAUAGAGAAAGGAAAAAGAGCAAAAGCCGUGAAAGGAAGCGAAGUAGAAGCAAAGAAAGGAGACGGAGCCGUUCAAGAAGUCGAGAUCGCAGAUUCAGAGGCCGCUACAGAAGUCCUUACUCCGGACCAAAAUUUAACAGUGCCAUCCGAGGAAAGAUUGGGUUGCCUCAUAGCAUCAAAUUAAGCAGACGACGCUCCCGAAGCAAAAGUCCAUUCAGAAAAGACAAGAGCCCAGUGAGGGAGCCUAUUGAUAAUCUGACUCCUGAGGAAAGAGAUGCAAGGACCGUUUUCUGCAUGCAGCUGGCAGCAAGAAUUCGGCCAAGAGAUUUGGAAGAGUUUUUCUCCACAGUAGGAAAGGUUCGAGAUGUGAGGAUGAUUUCUGAUAGAAAUUCAAGACGUUCCAAAGGAAUUGCUUAUGUGGAGUUUGUCGAUGUUAGCUCAGUGCCUCUAGCAAUAGGAUUAACUGGCCAGCGGGUUUUAGGAGUGCCAAUCAUAGUACAGGCGUCACAGGCAGAAAAAAACAGAGCUGCAGCAAUGGCAAACAAUCUGCAAAAGGGAAGUGCUGGACCUAUGAGGCUCUAUGUGGGCUCGUUACACUUUAACAUAACUGAAGAUAUGCUUCGGGGGAUCUUUGAGCCUUUUGGAAGGAUUGAAAGUAUCCAGCUCAUGAUGGAUAGUGAAACAGGUCGAUCCAAGGGAUACGGAUUUAUUACGUUUUCUGAUUCAGAAUGUGCCAAGAAAGCUUUGGAACAACUUAAUGGAUUUGAGCUAGCAGGAAGGCCAAUGAAAGUUGGUCAUGUUACUGAACGUACUGAUGCUUCCAGUGCCAGCUCAUUUUUGGACAGUGAUGAACUAGAAAGGACUGGAAUUGACUUGGGAACAACUGGUCGUCUCCAGUUAAUGGCUAGACUCGCAGAGGGUACAGGCUUACAGAUCCCACCAGCAGCACAGCAGGCUUUGCAAAUGAGUGGCUCUCUGGCAUUUGGUGCUGUGGCAGAAUUCUCUUUUGUUAUAGAUUUGCAAACAAGACUUUCCCAACAGACUGAAGCUUCAGCAUUAGCUGCAGCUGCCUCUGUUCAACCUCUUGCAACACAGUGUUUCCAACUGUCUAACAUGUUUAACCCUCAAACAGAAGAAGAAGUUGGAUGGGAUACAGAGAUUAAAGAUGAUGUGAUUGAAGAAUGUAAUAAACAUGGAGGAGUUAUUCAUAUUUAUGUUGACAAAAAUUCAGCUCAGGGCAAUGUGUAUGUGAAGUGCCCAUCAAUUGCUGCAGCCAUUGCUGCUGUCAAUGCAUUGCAUGGCAGGUGGUUUGCUGGUAAAAUGAUAACAGCAGCGUAUGUACCUCUUCCAACUUACCACAACCUCUUUCCUGAUUCCAUGACAGCAACACAACUACUGGUUCCAAGUAGACGAUGAAGGAAAAUAUAGUCCCUUAUGUACAUAGCUUUUUUUCUUUCUUGAGAAUUCAUCUUGAGUUAUCUUUUAUUUAGAUAAAAAUAAAGAGGCAAGGGUCUACUGUCAUUUGUAUACAGUUCCUGUUACCUUGAAAAAAAUAAAAAUGUUAACAGGAAUGCAGUGUGCUCAUUCUCCCUAACUAGCAAAUCCCACUGUAUACAAAGCUGUUCUCUUGUUCUGCCUUUUAAAUGUACAUGUAGAAAAUUACAUUAAGGAUCUAUAGGAAUAGCUCUAGGGGAACAAAUGUGCUUAACAUAAAAAGGCAGACAGGGAUGUAAUGAUGUUUUUAAUGUUUCAGAAGCCUAACUUUUUACACAGCAGUUACAUUUCACUAAUGUUGAUAUUUGGUUAAUGGUUUAGCAGAGGUUUCUGGAAUACAUAGUUUAUGGAAAUUCAAGACAGCUAAAAGGGCUGUUUGAUUAACAUCUCAUCUUGCAUUCUGAUCAACUGGCAAGAAAAGGAGAUUUCAAAAUUACAUUUCUGGAUGGUAUCUUUUCAAUUAAUGUAUGUGUAAAAGUUUCUUUGUAAAUAUUAUGUGUUCUGGUGUGUCUAAGAUUCCAAACAAAAUGAUCCCUGCAUUUCCUCAAGAUGUUUAGUGACAGUUUGGUAAGCAAAGCAGUCUGAGCAAGAAAUAGGAAAUGCAGAAAUAGGUUUUGUCUGGUUGCAUAUAAUCUUUGCUCUUUUUAAGCUCUGUGAGCUCUGAAAUAUAUUUUUGGGUUACUUCAGUGUGUUUGACAAGACAGCUUGAUAUUUCUAUCAAACAAAUGACUUUCAUAUUGCAACAAUCUUUGUAAGAACCACUCAAAUAAAAUUCUCUUAAAAAGGC
Kogia breviceps (pygmy sperm whale) is the source of this 2970-nucleotide messenger RNA. It is a transcript of the gene RBM39, whose product is annotated as RNA binding motif protein 39. The record is from RefSeq and is a predicted model, not a curated record. Lineage: Eukaryota; Metazoa; Chordata; Mammalia; Artiodactyla; Physeteridae. Gene Ontology annotation, molecular function: RNA binding; U1 snRNP binding. Gene Ontology annotation, biological process: mRNA processing. Gene Ontology annotation, cellular component: nucleus.